Caenorhabditis remanei is the source of this 513-nucleotide messenger RNA. RefSeq lists its product as uncharacterized. The record is from RefSeq and is a predicted model, not a curated record. The transcript is spliced from 4 exons. Gene Ontology annotation, molecular function: heme binding; oxygen binding. Bases 1 to 513 code for a protein of 170 amino acids. NCBI's taxonomy places the organism in Eukaryota, Metazoa, Nematoda, Chromadorea, Rhabditida, Rhabditidae.
AUGGGACUUAUUCUGGCGUAUUUCCGACGUCCUAAGCUUGAUGUCGAGAGAAUUCGGGCGGUCUGGAUGGACCAUAUCAAUGGGAACGAUGACUAUUUUCAGGAGGUGAUCCACCGUAUCUGCAAACGGAACGAUGGGAUCCGUUGUGCCAUGUUGACUCAAAACGCUCAGCAUGCCGAGUCGGCCGCCGAGGAGGACUUCGUACUCUCCAAUAUUGCUGACCGGAUUUCUCAAUUCUUUCAUCAGCUUAUUGAGGACGACGUUCUUCUGAAUACCGUUGAGCUCAAGAAGUGUUGCUAUGACUUGGGACGUCAACAUUCAGCGUACUCGAAGAAACAGUUCAAGAUUUCAUUCUGGGAAGAGUUCACACUGACAAUGAUGGAUGUCCUGGAACAAAACUACCCACAAACUACAAAAGAAGAACAGAAGGCGUGGCUUCAUUUUCAGCGAUUUGUGAAUGAGAACAUGUUGGAUGGAUAUUUGGAUGCGCUCUCUUAUAAUAAUAAGAAAUAA